Messenger RNA from Leptidea sinapis, 1198 nucleotides. RefSeq names its product transcription factor Sp9-like. Gene Ontology annotation, biological process: regulation of transcription by RNA polymerase II. The transcript is spliced from 2 exons. Gene Ontology annotation, molecular function: DNA-binding transcription factor activity, RNA polymerase II-specific; RNA polymerase II cis-regulatory region sequence-specific DNA binding. Bases 93 to 1076 code for a protein of 327 amino acids. Lineage: Eukaryota; Metazoa; Arthropoda; Insecta; Lepidoptera; Pieridae. The record is from RefSeq and is a predicted model, not a curated record.
GGCAGUUAUUAAAAACGUCUUGGCGAGAGUGGAGCGCCGCCCUGUAAUUAUCUAGUUGGAUCACGAACUUGUCACCACUCACCACACCGGAUAUGCAGUACAUCGAGCCAACAGCUCAACAGAUGAUGAUGGUGGGGGGUUAUGCCUGCGGCUAUGGUCGAAGUGACGCCAUAUCUCCAGCCUCAGACCUGUCUUCCUGCAGCAGCGCGUCUUCAGGUGCUUGGUGUGGCACAACGUGGCGAGAAAUGCCGCCUUACCCACAAUACCCAGCCUACUGGCCUGCGUCAACAACCGCUGAAGACGCGCGAGAGUUACAGCGGAGAUGUGCAAAGUGUAGAUGUCCAAACUGUCUGACUGAAGCUGCCGGUUUUGGACCAAAUUACGGGAAAGACGGAGCGAAGAGGGAACACGUGUGUCAUGUUCCUGGCUGUGGAAAAGUGUACGGAAAAACAUCCCAUCUAAAGGCUCACCUGCGCUGGCACACUGGCGAGAGACCCUUCGUCUGUAACUGGCUGUUUUGUGGCAAGCGUUUCACCAGAUCUGACGAAUUGCAGCGCCAUCUCCGUACUCAUACUGGAGAGAAAAGAUUCGCGUGCCAACUGUGCACAAAACGAUUUAUGCGCUCUGACCAUCUCGCGAAACACGUAAAGACCCAUGCUAAUGGAACCAGAAAAAGCAAGAAAGCGAAAGAAGAUGACAAAGUAGUGAUUGAGCAAACGAAGAUGAGCGUAGAAGUGGAACAGCCAUCAGGGCUGAAUAGCGAAGCGACUGCAGUAGGGAGUCCUAACUAUGGCACGGUUCCUGUGACUAGUGGACCUAAGCAGAUGCUGAAUUAUGGUGCGGCAACGCCUCAGGUUACCAAUUACAAUAGUGGCGCCGUGUUUAGUGGUGGAGUUAUGUACGGGAGUGGCUGGUGUCCUGAUAACCGCCAGGAAUCCCUCUACGCUCGUUCAAGUGUCCGCGAUCCACGGUUUUAUCAAUACCCUUUAAGUGCUUACCAAUGUGCCUCAAAAGACAAUUAUUCCAUGUUUCAAGGACACUAUAAUUUACAACCCCCAGUAGCUAUUGGGCAGUGACAUAAAAGCUGUGCAUAAUAAUUAGUAAACAACUGAAAGAUAUCGUUUAAAUAUAGACUAUCGCUGUACUUAAUUAGAUUAAGUUAUAGUUAAGUUACCAUAAGUAAGUUAAUGCGACGUGC